Hansenula ciferrii is the source of this 2049-nucleotide messenger RNA. RefSeq names its product sodium:solute symporter family protein. The record is from RefSeq and is a predicted model, not a curated record. Gene Ontology annotation, molecular function: urea transmembrane transporter activity. NCBI's taxonomy places the organism in Eukaryota, Fungi, Ascomycota, Saccharomycetes, Phaffomycetales, Wickerhamomycetaceae. Gene Ontology annotation, cellular component: plasma membrane. Gene Ontology annotation, biological process: urea transmembrane transport. The coding region runs from base 1 to 2049 and encodes 682 amino acids. The transcript has a single exon.
AUGUCAGAAGCAUCAGAGUUAUUAUCACAAGGUGCCGGAUAUGGGGUUCUUAUAGGUGGUGGUGUUAUUUUCACUUUAUUCAUUCUUAUAACAACAAAACUAAAUAAUAAAUACUUGAAUGAAGAUUCCAAAUCAACAGAAAUGUUCAUGGUUGCCAAUAGAUCCGUUGGUAUUGGACUCACUGCAAGUUCAGUUUAUUCAAGUUGGACAUGGGCUACUGAAUUAUUAUGGGUAACAGCAAUGGUAUAUAAUUAUGGAGUUCAAAGUGCAUUUUGGUAUGCAGCUGGUGGUUCAAUUCAAAUUUGUCUUCUUGCAAUUAUUGGAAUUGAAUCAAAAAAGAAAAUCCCAACAAGUCAUACAUGUUUAGAAAUUGUUCAAUUAAGAUAUGGGAAAGUUGCACAUAUUCUUUAUAUGAUAUUAUGUUUGAUUAAUAAUUUAGUCUCUGCAAGUUCAAUGAUUCUUGGUGCUGCUGCUGCUAUAAGUAUGAUGUGUGAUAAUUUACAUAUUGUUGCAAGUAGUUUAUUAAUACCAUUUGGUGUGUUAUUAUAUACAAGUUUUGGUGGUUUAAAAUCAACUUUUUUAACAGAUUAUGUUCAUUCAUUUAUAUUAUUGAUUAUAUUAUGCUAUAUCAAUACAGCUGCCAUAUCAAGUGAUCAUAUUGGAGGUGUCGAUGGUCUAUAUAACAAGGUUGUAUCAAGAGAAUCUGCUGGUGAAUUAAGAUAUAUUGAUGGUAAUUAUAAAGGCUCAUUUUUAACUGGUAAAUCUCAAGGUGCUUUGUUCUUUGGUUUGAUUCACUCUAUAGGUGAUACUGGAUUAACUAUAAUGGAUUCAUCAUAUUGGCAAAAAUCUUUCAGUGCAGAUGUAAAGGCAAAUGUACCAGGUUAUCUAAUUGCAGCUGUAUUGCUUUAUGCAAAUGAUUGGGCAAUUGGUGUUAUUUUAGGCUUAGCAAAUGUAAUUAUUGAAGAUUUACCAAUAUUUCCAACUUAUCCUAAUAAGAUGACUGAUUUAGAGGUUAAUUCUGGAUUUGGGUUAAUUUAUACGGUAAAAGCUUUAUUGGGUACUGGUGCAUUAAGAGCUUUAUUAUUGGUGAUUUACCUAAGUGUUACAUCAACAGUUAGUGCACAAUUGAUUUCAGUUAGUUCGAUUAUAAGUUUUGAUAUUUUUAAAAAAUACUUAAAGCCAAAUGCAACUAAUAAACAAUUAAUCAGAAUAAGUCAUCUUGGUGUUGUGUUUUUUGGAUUCUUCGCAGCAGGAUUUUCAAUAAUGUUACAAUAUGUUGGAGUUGAUAUGACAUGGUUUGCAUAUUUUUAUUCAAUGAUUAAUUGUCCUGGUGUAAUUCCAAUGAUUUUCCUCUUAACAUGGAAACAUCAAACUAAAGCUGCAUUUAUUAUUAGUCCAAUAUUAGGUAUUAUUGGUGGAUUAGGAGUUUGGAUUGGUACUGCAUAUAAGCUACAUGGAGAAGCAACAAUCAAGACUCUUGGUGAACAAUUACCAUGUCUUUAUGGUGGGUUAACUGCAUUGUUAUUACCAGGUUUUGCUACUGUUUUGAUAAGUUUAAUUAAACCUGCAAAUUAUGAUUGGAAUUUAUUAACAGAUAAAAGUCAUUUAAUUGCAAUUGAUCAAUCAGAAGUUGAUAAAUUCGAAAAAGAUAUCAAUGCUGGGUCCAAAUUAGAUUAUAAUUUAUCUACUUUAGAGAUUGGAUUCUCAAAUGAAAAUGAAAAUGCAAAUGAAAGUAAAGUUGAGCUAGAGUCAGGUUUAAGUCACUCAAAUGAUCAAAAAAUAAUUAAUAAAUAUCGUAUAAUUGCAUAUGUAUCCUCAAUAUUAAUCUUAUUGAUAACAUGGGUUUUAUGGCCAUUACCUUUAUAUAGAGAUUAUAUUUGGUCUAAAGCAUUCUUCAGAGGUAGUACAAUAAUGGGUUUGGUAUGGUGUUAUGCUGCAUUUAUUGGAAUUGGGUUAUAUCCUUUAUAUGAUGGUAGAAACUCUUUCAAAAGAAUAUUCAACGGUAUUAGGGGUAACGUUAAGGACUUUAGAAAUACUAAGAAAAUAUAA